AUGUCUGCUGGAAAAUACUUUUUAGGGGCUGCUGCAAUUGUUGGUGGGGUUUACUACUACGACCAAAACGUUGAACGUAUCUUGCCUAGAAAGGAGCACGAACAAUUGGCUCAUCAAACAGCCAAUGCUGAUAAAAAAGCUUAUGAAUGGAACAACAAGUUGACCCAAAAGAUCGAGGACGGCAAAAAGGAGAUUGAGAAAAAGACCAAUUCAGUUACCUCCUCUGUAAAGGAGUCCGACACGUAUCAAAAGCUCCGUGAAAACAAGGAGGACUAUAGAAAGUCAGUCAAGGACGCUGCUACCCCAGAGGAUGAAAAAUCAGUAUUCAAGAGAGGUAUGCAAAAAUACAUUGAUUUUGUCAAUUGUCUUGGAACCAACACCGUCAAGACCGGUGAGACUCAAAUCUCGUCAGCGGGAGCUUUGCCCGAAGUGAAGGAAAAACCAAUUUUUGGCAAUUGGUUCGGCAAGAGCGAUGUUGAUGAAGCAAAGGACAAGGCUGAACACGAAAAGAAUAAGUUGUUCAAUUGGGGCUCAGAAAAGGCUAAUGAGGCUGAAAAAAAGAAAGAUGAGUGGAGUGCAUGGGGAUCUAAAAAGACUGACCAAGCUAAAGCCGAUGCUGAACACGAAAAGAACAAGUUAUUCAACUGGGGUUCUGAUAAAGCAGAUGACGCAAAAGCCGAGGCUGAAAGGAAGAAGAAUGAGUGGAGUUCAUGGGGAUCCAAGAAGGCCGACGAAGCCGAACAAAAGAAGGAUGAAUGGGUUUCUUGGGGAUCUAAAAAGGCUGAUCAAGCUAAAGCCGAUGCUGAACAUGAGAAGAACAAGUUAUUCAACUGGGGUUCUGAUAAAGUAGAUGACGCAAAAGCCGAGGCUGAAAGGAAGAAGAAUGAGUGGAGUUCAUGGGGAUCCAAGAAGGCCGACGAAGUCAAGGCCGAUGCAGAAAAGGAGAAAAACUCCUGGUUCAGUUGGGGCAACAAGAAAGCAGAUGAAGCCCAAGACAAGAAAGAUGAAUUGGUUUCAUGGGGCAGCAGCAAAGCUGACGAAGCUAAAGCCAAGGCCGAAAAGGAGAAAAACUCAUGGCUCAGUUGGGGAAACAAGAAAGCUGACGAGGCUCAAGAUAAAAAGGACGAUUUGGCAUCAUUGGCAAACAAGAAAUUGGAUGAAGCCACCAAGGAAUUCAACAAACAAUAUGACGCUUCAGUAAAUGAACUCAAUAAGCAAUAUGACAAUUUGGGUAAGGUAUUCAGCUCCACUAAAGAUCAAGCCAAUGAAUCAUUCAAAGUUCAAAGAGAAAAAGCGGUACAGCAAUACAAUGAAGCAUACAAGAAGUUUCAAGAAUUGAGCAACGACUUGGCUAAUGAUCCAGAAAAGAACAAGAAAUUGUCAAAAGCCGCCGAAGACUUUAACAAUUCAUUGGAACAUUUGAAAUCUUAUGGUGAUGACGUUUACCACGAUAUCAAGACAAAGUUGAGUGAGUUGUUCAAGUAG
Messenger RNA from Lodderomyces parapsilosis, 1485 nucleotides. It is a transcript of the gene CSP37, whose product is annotated as Csp37p. The coding region runs from base 1 to 1485 and encodes 494 amino acids. NCBI's taxonomy places the organism in Eukaryota, Fungi, Ascomycota, Pichiomycetes, Serinales, Debaryomycetaceae. The transcript has a single exon. The record is from RefSeq and is a predicted model, not a curated record.